This is a messenger RNA of Nelumbo nucifera (sacred lotus), 2702 nucleotides long. RefSeq names its product G-type lectin S-receptor-like serine/threonine-protein kinase RKS1. Gene Ontology annotation, cellular component: plasma membrane. Gene Ontology annotation, molecular function: ATP binding; protein serine/threonine kinase activity. Gene Ontology annotation, biological process: recognition of pollen; protein phosphorylation. The record is from RefSeq and is a predicted model, not a curated record. Lineage: Eukaryota; Viridiplantae; Streptophyta; Magnoliopsida; Proteales; Nelumbonaceae.
UCAACUUCAAAUCAGCCAUUGCCCACUGCCUUCAUACCCAAACCCCAAUAGCCAUGGUGUCUCAUAAACGUCUUCUGAUGAAUACAUUCUCCCUCUUUCUUGUCUUUCAAUUCUGCCACUCCAUUGACACCAUAACCGCAAAUCAAUCUAUCACCGACGACGGCGACAGUCAAAUCCUAGUCUCUGCUGGAAAGCACUUCGUUUUAGGAUUCUUCAGCCCCGGAAAUUCUAGUAACCGGUACGUCGGGAUAUGGUAUAACGCUUCAAAACAGAUGGUAGUGUGGGUCGCUAAUAGAGAAAAGCCAAUUAAGGGCUCGACCGGAGUUUUCAAGAUCAGCCGAGAAGGAAAUCUUGUUAUCAUCGACCGAAAUCAGGAGGGUCCCCCUCUGUGGUCGGCCAAUAACAUUUCGAUUCCCUCCAACAAAUAUUUCGCCAAGCUAUUAGACAACGGAAAUCUGGUUCUUAGUCCUCAAGAUGAUAGCGGAAAUAUUGUAUGGCAGAGCUUCGACUACCCUACACAUACGCACCUUCCUGGGAUGCAACUCGGCUUCAACAGACAAACCGGCAAAAAUAAGUCCCUAACAUCUUGGAAGUCCCCAGACGACCCGGCAUCUGGGGAUUAUUCAUUGCAGCUCGAUCCACAAGGAUCCCCACAAUUAUUCUUGUACAAGGGUUCAGUUCCGGUUUGGCGAAGUGGUCCAUGGAUGGGUGAUAACUGGAGCGGCGUACAUCAGCCGAUGGGCACCUUCUUCCAUUACCAGUACGUGAACAGUAGUGAUGAGGUUUAUGUGACGUACAAUAACACAGCUAACUUUACCUUCUCGAUUUACGCCGUAUUCAUGUUGAACGACUCCGGCUCAUUCCAAUGGCUAAUAUGGAGUAACGUCCAGCCUGUAUGGACACGAUACUGGGAAGCACUCAAGGAACGAUGCGACGAGUACGGACGGUGCGGAGGGUACAGUAGCUGCACCACCAACGCAAACAACGGUUUUGAGUGCGCGUGUGUGCCAGGAUUCCAACCCAAUAAGUCUGGUGCUGCUGCAGGGGGAGAUGGGUCGGAAGGGUGCGUGAGGGAGAGAAGAUUAGAAUGUGGCCUUGGGAAGGCAGAGGAGGAGUUCUUGAAAUUGGAACACGUGAAGCUGCCGGAUACGGUGGCCGCUCGAGUACUGAAUGACAGAAGUAUGAGCCAAGAGGAGUGCGAGAAGGAAUGCUUGAGCAACUGCAAUUGCACUGGUUACAGCAAAGUAAACAUUAGCGGAGGGGGAAGUGGAAGCGGCUGCAUGUCUUGGUACGGAGAACUGAUGGAUAUCCGACACUAUUCAGAUGGAGGACAGGAUUUAUACGUACGUGUAGCAAGAAGAAAUUCAAAAGGUUUUAACAAGAGGCGGAUGUUGGUAGCUCUUUUAACGGUACCUGUUAUAUUACUUGCAUUUAUCCUGUGUUGUUACUACUUGUUGCAGAAGAGACAAAGGAAAGUUACGACUAAGAUGCAACCACAUCAGGAGCUCUUGUUUAAUUCCAAUGCUAAUCCAGAGGAAUUUAAAAGUUCCUUUGUGGCUGCUGAGCUUCAAGAAGCUGAGAUAAAUUCAGAAUUGUCAUUCUUUGAUUUAAGUGUCGUAGUAGCUGCUACAGAUAACUUUUCCUCCAGCAAUAAGCUUGGACAAGGUGGUUUUGGCCCAGUUUAUAAGGGUCGUCUAUCUAAUGGACAAGAAAUUGCAGUGAAAAGGCUAUCCAAAUAUUCAGGACAAGGAAUAGUAGAAUUUAAAAAUGAAGUCAUGUUGAUUGCCAAACUUCAGCAUAGGAAUCUAGUUAGGCUUUUAGGUUGCUGUAUUCAAGAUGAAGAAAAGAUGUUGAUUUAUGAAUACAUGCCCAACAAAAGCUUGGAUUACUUUCUUUUCGAUGAAACUAGAAGACAGCUCCUGCAAUGGGAAAAACGCCUUGAAAUCAUAGUAGGAAUUGCUCGAGGAGUUCUUUAUCUUCAUCAAGAUUCAUUAUUGAGAAUUAUUCACAGGGACCUAAAAGCCAGCAAUAUUCUUUUAGAUUCUGAUAUGAACCCAAAAAUUUCAGACUUUGGUAUGGCCAGAAUAUUUGGAAGGAGCCAAACGGAAGCCAACACCAACAGAGUAGUGGGAACAUACGGUUACAUGUCACCGGAGUAUGCAAUGGAUGGGCUAUUCUCUGUAAAAUCUGAUGUAUUUAGUUUCGGGGUCUUACUGUUAGAGAUCAUCAGUGGCAAGAAGAACACUGGCUAUAAUUACAAGGAUCCCUACAUGAAUUUGAUAGGACAUGCAUGGGAACUAUGGAGAGAAGGAAAAGGAUUGGACAUAGUUGAUUCGUGUAUGGGUGAGGGCGAUUGCUAUCCUGGAGAUGAAGUGUUGAGGUGCAUUCAUGUUGGUCUCUUGUGUGUUCAAGAAAGUCCGUCGGACAGGCCUACCAUGUCCAACGUUGUUUUUAUGCUUUCCAAUCAAACUAUUAUGCCACCUCCUAAUCAACCUGCUUUUAUAAUGAAGAGAGCUCCAUAUGCAGACUCAUCAUCAUCUGCCACAGGAACAGCAUCUUGCUCCAUUAAUGAAGUCACAAUUAGUGUGGUUGAAGGUCGUUAGACCUGCAUGCAUUGUUCAAUGCAAGCUGUUGUUUCAUGGUACUUAAUUUGUAGCUGGAUUCAACUAUAUAUGUGUAAGGUAUUAAUAUUAUUAAACCCA